Crotalus tigris (Tiger rattlesnake) is the source of this 3693-nucleotide messenger RNA. RefSeq names its product Cas scaffold protein family member 4 (gene CASS4). Gene Ontology annotation, cellular component: plasma membrane; cytoplasm. Bases 383 to 2935 code for a protein of 850 amino acids. The transcript has 7 exons. NCBI's taxonomy places the organism in Eukaryota, Metazoa, Chordata, Lepidosauria, Squamata, Viperidae. Gene Ontology annotation, biological process: cell surface receptor protein tyrosine kinase signaling pathway; cell migration. The record is from RefSeq and is a predicted model, not a curated record. Gene Ontology annotation, molecular function: protein binding.
CUUAAAAGCAUUAUUCCCACUAGGAAAGCAAACAUGCCGCCUCUUGCAAUAUGUUUACAGCUAGCAAGCCUUAGAGUUCUUCCUACUUGUUGUCUAAAAUAGGAACUACAGGAAGAUGAAGCAAAGCAAAAAGUUUUUUUUUUCCUGUGUGUGGUUACUUGAAAUAAAGCUGCAAUCAGUCAUGAGAGUUCAACUCAUUUUAAAACUGGACUCCCGCCUGUGUUCUGAUCAUUUUGCACUGAUGGUUUUCAGCUUAGCUGAAAGAGAUAGAAAUUCCUUUGACUGGGACGCCUUUAGAGGGAUAUGAUUUCAGAUCCUUUUUCUCAAAACACUUCUGACCUCAGCCUUCUUGCGAAACUCAACUGUCCUGCUUUGAUGAUUGAUGAUGAUUCAGGAAGUGGUGUCUCUUACAACUAUGGAUAGAAGUAUUGGAUUCGGCACACUUGCAAAGAGUACCUUGGCCAAGGCUUUAUAUGACAACAAAGCUGAGUGUCCAGAAGAGCUGGCCUUUCGCAGAGGAGACAUCCUUACUGUUCUUGAACAGAAUAUAGUUGGGAGUGAAGGUUGGUGGAAAUGUUCACUUCAUGGGAAGCAGGGCUUGGCACCAGCCAAUCGCCUCCAGCUUCUUACUUUGUCAGAGGUUCCUUCCAUUGAGCAAGAUUUUCAAGGACUGCCAACCAACCAUUGGACUACCUACCAGGUUCCUUCAGUACAUGGAACUUCUGCACCAUUAUCUGUCUAUGAAAAAAUGGAUGGUUGGAUUACUCCACCUUCAUCUUCAUCUUCUACUUCCUUGUUGCCAACACAAGAAGGGUACCAAGGACCAGCUUUGGCUGCCAAGCUGCUCAGUGAAAAGACUGAGACUUCAUCAAAUCAGCACCUCUUCACUCUUCCGAGAGCUACUUGGGCAUCAGCCCCGGAAAAAAGAAAUGAUGUCUAUGACAUUCCAACAUCCCAGCAUUCUGGAUCCCUGCUGAUUCAGGGCCUUGCUACUCCACCAUUUUCUAGAAAGGACUCCAGAACAGUUCCUUUCAUGGAAUGGUGCCCAGAAAAGGUGCAGCAACUUUAUGAUAUCCCAUCAAAUCCUGAAAAGCCAAGAUUUUGCUCAUGGCAAGACUCUGCAGUGGAAGAUGUGUACGUCAUCCCAACAUCCUCAACUAAACCCAUUGCUAAUUCUACAGAAAAGCAUUACAAAACUUUACCAAAUCUUUGGAAAUCAGAAUGGAUCUAUGAUGUACCUGUGGCACCAGACAAAGCAAAAUUAAUACAAACUUCUCAGAAUCAUUCCUCACAGAAACAUGCACUUUAUGAUAUACCACCAAGCAGGUUUGAUUCUGAUGCACAAAAAUUAUCUCCAAUAAAUAAUAAAGGGAAAUCAGUAAAUCUAAAAUCAUAUAAUAUUCCACCUAUACAUAGGAAAUUAACUUGCCCAGAGCUUCCUCUUUAUGACAUACCAUCCAUCUGUGAUACGUUUGUGCAGCGUCCAGCUAGCAACUAUGAUGUUCCUUCCAAUGUUUUGUCUACCAGGACUGAAAAGGAGAGCCAGAAAUCGACUCAUUAUGAUAUUCCAAAAGGAACGCCUAUUGCUUUGGCACAACAGAAGGAAAAUAAUUACAAUUCAGGAGAUAACCCAUACAUUAUUCCUUUGCCAUCAUCCACAGAAUGCAAUGUGAACCAAGAUAGAUUGUCUGUUUCCAGUGAAAAUAGUAGGGCCAGCACCCUAUCCACAUUGUCAAGUUCUUCUACUGAGUCCUUUUCAUCAACGUUUUCGGAAGAAAUUGUCAAAGACACAACUAUGGAGCUUGAGUUGGCUAUAGACACCCUGACUAAACUGCAGCAUAGCGUAUCCAGUUCAGUUGCAAGUCUAAUGAUCUUUGUGAGCAGUAAGUGGCGAUACCAAGAAUAUUUAGAAGGAAACAUUGAGGAAAUCCACCGAGCAAUUGAUCACAUAAAAGUCUCUUUGGGAGAGUUUUUGAAAUUUGCUCAAACUAUUGAAAGAAUUGCAGCUUUGGGAUCAGAUACUAAGCUUCAAGCAAGAAUUAAAAAACAGCUGAAUAUUCUCUCAGAUUCCUUUCAGAUUCUGGUACAAACCAGAGAUGCUUUAAACAAAAGCAAGUGGUCACUUGAGAUUCUAGCUAUUAAGAAACCUCAGAGUAACCCAGAUAAUCUGGAUCAGUUUGUUAUGGUGGCUCGUACCCUUCCUGAAGACAUUAAGAGAUUCUCAUCUAUUAUUAUAGCUAAUGGGAAGCUACUUUUCAAAAAGAGCUGCAAAGAUAAAAACAGCAAAGAUUAUAAAGCUGGUGUAGAGCUUAAAAUGAAGAACUUCAGUCAUGAAAAACAAGGAGAAAAUAAUUCUGUUCUAAUAAGUAGUUUGGACAAAGCAAAAGAAAAUAAUCUGUCUUCAACAGAGACAAGUCUUUCUGUCCCUGAAGACUGCUCUACUCAUCCACAGAAACCAUUAGAAACGGAACACACACAGCCAACUUGCAAGACAAAGAAAAAUGAAGAAUUUAAAUUAAAGAGUUCUCCACCUACAACGAAAGAAAGGACUCUGAGUAAACAAGAUCCAGAUAACAGAAUGAUACUCUCCAACCUCUCCAGACUGUAUUUUGGAGCUGUUCAGAAAGCCAUUGGUGUUUUCCACAAAACUCUUAGUGAUAAUCAGACUCCAGAAAUCUUCAUAGCCAAGAGCAAGCUGAUCAUUAUGGUAGGCCAAAAGUUGGUGGAUACUUUGUGUCAGGAAGCCCUUGAAAAGUCCAACCGAAAUGAUGUCUUGCGUCGUAGCAGCACAUUUUGUGGCUUAUUGAAAAGCCUGGCAAUUGCAACCAAAAAUGCUGCAAUGAAAUAUCCAAGUCCUGAGGCAGUUAAAGAACUUCAGGAUCAAGCUGAUGAAUUAUCUCAAUUCACACAGCAAUUUCGAGAUACGAUGGAAUGAAGGACUACUGGAACAGUUCAAAAGACAAAUGUAGAUGUAAUGCUUGAACAGGAUAAAGUACAUCCAUGUGGAGGUGGAGAUGUAUGCCAACUUCGCUCUCUGUGUCUCUUAAUACAAUUCCAGCCAAUGUUGGGUGAGAGGCCUGCAAGAGUGUCUCCGCUCAAUGGUUAAACAUGAUUAAAUUCUUCCUCAUUGUCAAGAAUCCUGAUAUAGAGAUAUUUUGAGCAGAAGCCUUUAUUUGUAUCAGCUUGACAUUCAUCCUCAACAUCCAUACAGACAUCACUUGAACAUAGGUAGCUUGAGUUUAUGCAACUCUAUUCCUCUUUAAACUGUACAUUCUGUUGAGGCUAAAUGUUUCAUUAAGACUCUAAGCGUGUUCACAAAAACUGUGUCAAAUUUUUAGAUAUGAUAGGCCUUUUAUUACAAAGCAUGUGUGUUUGUCUGCUUGAAGAUAACAGUACUGUAGCAUUCUACCCCAUAGAGAUGUGGUGUGAAUAUAUACAUUUAAUAAAAACCUGACAGUCAAUUGCUAUGACAAGAUUAGGGCUGUUCAGAGGACUUGUUAUGAAUUGUUGCAAUGGUGGUCAAGCUAUUAGCCAUUCUUGAAACCAUCCACUUGGUGGGACAAACUCCUUAAGAUGGUGCAAAUGCUACUGUUAUUAACCAUGGUUUCAGGUGUAACAGUAUAGUAUGAAUUAUUUAUGCAGCAAAAAACAUGGUAAAGAAUAGAAAGUAUUCAACAGUCUUGUGAUUACUAA